GGAGAAGAAGAUCGAGGGCUUGACCUUUCUCCGUGUGAUGGCUCAGAACCACAUGGACAUACUGAUGCCUAAACUCCAUGAUAUCUGCCUUGCCAUUAUAAAUGAGGUGAAGAACCUGCGCUCUGCAGUGUCCUGUGCUGCCAUGGCCACACUGGGUGACAUGUACGUUCACCUCCAGAGGGCCAUGGACAGUGAGGUGGAGGGGACGGCACGCGUGCUGCUGCACAAAGCCAGCGAGGCCAACACCUUCAUCCGGCAGGGCGCCAACUUUGCCCUGGGCCACAUGGUGCAGAGCUGCACCCCUACACGUGUCAUGAAUGCCCUGCUGGUCGGUGGGCUGAG
Oncorhynchus masou masou (cherry salmon) is the source of this 342-nucleotide messenger RNA. Its product is annotated as TOG array regulator of axonemal microtubules protein 1-like. Gene Ontology annotation, biological process: microtubule cytoskeleton organization. Gene Ontology annotation, cellular component: cytoplasmic microtubule; cilium. The annotation marks the transcript as partial. Gene Ontology annotation, molecular function: microtubule binding. The transcript has 2 exons. The record is from RefSeq and is a predicted model, not a curated record. Lineage: Eukaryota; Metazoa; Chordata; Actinopteri; Salmoniformes; Salmonidae.